AUGAUUCAUGUUACAGAAGGCCCUUUGAAUAUAGACCUGUUGCGUGAAAGCUAUCAGAACGAGUUUUUCAGCUACAUCGAUGCUCAACCUUCACCUAAGGUUAUAUAUUGGGAGAAAGAUCUGUUAGCCCAUAUGAGUUCUAAACAUGGUGUUAUAAAUUCAUUUCUUCUCCAAUCUGCUAAAGAUUCCUAUUCUCCUUCAGCGUGUAAAUCUGUAAUAUUCAUUAUAAGUCCAAAAGUUAGUAUUAUUGACUCUGUACAAUCAUUUUUAGUAAGAGAUUCACAAUCCAACCAAAGUGCUGGAAAGCAAUAUAGUAUUAUUGCUAUUCCGAGGAUUUCCCUUGCUUGUAAAAGUUUUUUAAAAGAAAAAAAGAUGACCAAUAAAUUUGCCAUGAUAUCUGAAUUUCCCCUAACAAUAGUACCUGUAGAAUGUGAUGUUCUGUCAAUGGAAGAUUCACAAUGUUUUGCUAAUUACUCCAUUUCCGAACGUCAGAUGGUGUCUAUCAAUUUGUACAAGGCCAUAGGAGUGGCCAAAAUGUUGCGGCGUAUGUCUGAUGAAGCCAAAGUUACAAAUGAACAUCAACCAUCAGUCACUGCAUUAGAUGAAAUUGAAAGCCAAACUGAAUUAUUAAUUCUUAUUGAUCGAGCUGUUGAUCCUUUAACUCCUUUGUUAAAUCAGUUAACGUAUGCGGGACUAGUUGAUGAGAAAUGGGGUAUUCGUUUUGGUAUUUGUCGACCAUGUUUUCAAUCUGAAAAUGAAUCUUCCAAAAAAUUCUUAUUAAAUUCUUCAGAUUUAGUAUAUACUGAAAUAAGAGAUCGAAAAUUUUCUGAAGUUGGUUUAAUUCUAUCAAAAAUUACUAAAGAAAUUUCUACACUUGUUACUCAAUCCAAGUCAGCCAAAGAACUAACCGAUUUACGCGUUGCCGUUAGUCGGAUUCCCGAAAUUCGCUCAAAACAAUCACAGCUGGAGAUACAUACUUCACUCGCAGAAGAAAUACAAAAAUAUGUGAGCACUGAUGAUUUCUUAUCAAUUUUAAGAGCUCAGCAGGAUUUUAUUAAUGGCUACGAAACAGAUAAAGCACAUCCUUUCAUUGAAGAAUGUAUUUUGAGAGGUGCACCUAUUGAAGAGGUUCUUCGUCUAAUUUGCAUUCAAUCAUUUUGUAAUGGAGGCUUAAAGCAACGACUUUUAGACUAUUAUAAAAAUGAAAUAAUACAAGUCUACGGUUUUGAGCAUAUUUUCACACUGGAUAAUUUGGAGCGUGUAGGUUUGCUUUAUGAAUCUCCUAAUAGUCUAAUGAGUAGUAUACAAACAUCAAGUUUCACACCCCAAGAAAAAAUCAAUUCAAGAAAUAAUAGCCUGUCAUCGUCAAAGUUGUCAGCGAACCUAAAACAAACAAUUAUUAACAUAAGUAGUAGUUAUAAUUCAGUACUAAAAGGAAACCUACGCCUUGUUGUACCGCCUAAUUCCAAUUCAGUGAAUGACUCUGAGCAAGCAGCAUCUAGUUUGUUUUCCGGUUAUAUCCCUAUAUCUAUUCGUCUUAUUCAAAUAUGGACAAACGAUUGGUAUCCUAAACCUAAUCUAUCAUUAACAAGUAGAGGUAUAACAGAUCAAACUACGUUCACCGGUGGCGGUUCGGGGGCUUUUUUACUGUCUAAGGCUACACGUAUAGUUUCAGGCCUUAGAUCUUCAGAGAGUUUGGAAAUGUCUCGUGCAACAUUAACACCGACGGCAGAGAAAACUAAUGGUUUUCUUCCGAACAAUUCGUUAACUGCAACUUCUAAUCGUACAACAUCUUCACUGACUAACUUAAUAUGUGCUCCAGAAUUUAAAGUACAACUACCAGUUAGAGAUGAUUUACCUUUCACGUCCAAAAACGGUUGUUUAAAUAUGAAAAAUCAUCCGAAUAAACCGCGUAUUGUAGUCGUUGGUUUUGUUGGCGGUGUGAGUCAUGCAGAAAUAUCAGCUUUAAGAACUAUAGCUGCUAGUGAAGAUGCAAAUGUUGAAUUUGUUAUUAUUACAACAGGAUUUAUAACAGCACAAUCGUUUAUUGGUUCUCUUUGUCAACCGGUUAAAUCAACUAAUCUGAUUCCAUUUUGA
Schistosoma mattheei is the source of this 2097-nucleotide messenger RNA. The record is from the annotation of a GenBank genome assembly. NCBI's taxonomy places the organism in Eukaryota, Metazoa, Platyhelminthes, Trematoda, Strigeidida, Schistosomatidae.